GUCCCCAAGCAUUCAGCAAGAUCCCAAUCUCUUCACACAUAGAUUAUCAGGGUCAGAUGGUUGUUCUAGAGUAAAUAUUUAACCCAAAUUCCUGAUUGUUAACUAUACUAACAAGGAAGAGUCAUUGCUGAGGAAUAACAGCUACAAGAGACCGCUGGAGCUGCCAGAACAACACUGAGCAACCCAAAGUAACAUCAGCCAAGUCAGCUGUUCAGAGGCAGCCUGUCUCUGCGUCAAUGGGUGGAGCGACCGCUGGGUGAGAGAUCAUCUUGCAUGAAUUUGCAACAGCUGGAGGCACCCUGGUCAGAAAAUACUGGUCUAUUGCAUUGAAGGCCGCACAGUUUUUUUAGGAGAUCAAUGAAGACGGAAUAUAGCAUUGUCUGAAUAUUCAGCCUGAACACGAAGAUGAGUCAAGCUGCAGAUACCUGGAAACUGGUCAACGUAAAAGAGCAAACUUGGUACCAACACAGUUUAGUCUACAGGAAAUCCUUCCAACACCGCUUUAUGCAAAUAGAUGGUAGCUGUAAUGUCUACUUCAGAAGCAUCCUUGGAGAGUGGGAAAGCUAUGUUGUUGACAUUUUCACCACAUUGGUUGAUAUCAAAUGGCGCCAUAUGCUGAUCAUAUUCUCCUUAUCAUACGUCUUAUCAUGGCUGUUGUUUGGCUUGAUCUUCUGGAUUAUAGCUUUUCAGCAUGGUGAUCUCAGCAACAUGGACUUAACUCCUUGCAUUGACAAUGUGCACACAUUUGCAGGAGCGUUUCUAUUCUCUCUUGAAACACAGACAACCAUCGGCUACGGUAACCGCUGUGUCACGGAGGAGUGCUCACUGGCAAUUAUAUUGGUCACUAUACAAUCAGUAUUCAGCUGCAUAAUUGACACAUUCAUAAUAGGUGCUGCUAUGGCCAAGAUGGCUACUGCCCGGAAAAGGGCGCAGACUAUACGUUUCAGUUACUUUGCUCUUGUUGGUGUACGGGAUGAAAAACUGUGUCUUAUGUGGCGAAUUGGUGACUUCCGUUCCAAGCAUGUGGUUGAGGGCAAUGUGAGGGCCCAGCUCCUACGUUAUAAUGAAGAUCAUGAGAAAGGGAUUGUAAUGGAUUACAAAGAUCUUAAAUUGGUUAAUGAUCAAAUCAUAUUGGUCACACCAGUUACUGUUGUCCAUGUUAUUGACCAGGAUAGUCCUUUAUAUGCUCUAGAUCGAAAAGCAUUAGCUUCAGACAGAUUUGAAAUCUUGGUUACCUUUGUAUAUACAGGGGAUUCCACUGGAACAUCCCAUCAGUCCCGAACAUCCUACUUGCCCCGUGAAAUCCUUUGGGGCUUCAGAUUCAACAAUAUCUUGGAGGCAAAGAAAAAAUAUUAUAAAGUUGAUUGUGAGCAGUUUGAGGAAAUAACAGAAUACUAUGCCCCAUUUUGCAGUGCAAAGCAGCUGGACAUCAAUAACAUGCCUGCAAGUCCUUGUACUAGCUCCAAGUCUAAUGGCUUAUCUAACGUUUCCCCUACAAGACAUAAAACUAAUGUCUUAUCCACUGUUGAGUCUAGCAGCUCAAUGAACAAUGCCUUACAUAAUGCUUCAUCAAACCCUUCAUUAUCCAAUGACUUACUCAACAUUGCAUAUAUAAGUUCUAUGCCCAAUGGGUUAUCCAGCAUGUCCAGAAGCAUUACCACUGUGUCCUCACUAGAUACUACAGACAGCAACUAUGAAGACCAUGUGGACCCUAACCAAAAUUUACAAGACACUGAAGGCAUUUCCUACCAAAAAGUAUUUAAGACUUUAAGCAAAAUGUCAUUAGAUUCCUAAAUGAAGAGGAUCAUUCAUUACACUGUAGUAAUGCUUAAAUUAAUUCUGGAACAGUAACUCUGAGAUGCACCUGCUUAGACAAAGUAUGCACCCAAGACAUUUUCUGUCUAGGUGACACUAAUGCCACCUUAUUAGCAAUAAAAACUGUUUUAGAAAAAUAACUAAAUAAAUCAUUACAAAAUGUCGUGAAAAUU
Hyla sarda is the source of this 1988-nucleotide messenger RNA. It is a transcript of the gene KCNJ16, whose product is annotated as potassium inwardly rectifying channel subfamily J member 16. The transcript has 3 exons. NCBI's taxonomy places the organism in Eukaryota, Metazoa, Chordata, Amphibia, Anura, Hylidae. Gene Ontology annotation, cellular component: plasma membrane. Bases 406 to 1794 code for a protein of 462 amino acids. Gene Ontology annotation, molecular function: inward rectifier potassium channel activity. The record is from RefSeq and is a predicted model, not a curated record. Gene Ontology annotation, biological process: potassium ion import across plasma membrane; regulation of monoatomic ion transmembrane transport.